Pimephales promelas (fathead minnow) is the source of this 2571-nucleotide messenger RNA. NCBI's taxonomy places the organism in Eukaryota, Metazoa, Chordata, Actinopteri, Cypriniformes, Leuciscidae. The record is from RefSeq and is a predicted model, not a curated record.
AAGAAAUAGCAACUUUUAUUUGAAAAUGGCGUCGGACGUGAGCCGUGAUGGUUCUGAAAAUAAACGCAAACUAGAGGAAGAUGAGGGCGAAUGGGUCGGUCCUCUGCCCAACGAGGCAACACAAACAAAAAAGAAAAAAGUUCUUGAGUUUGAAAAAUUGUACCUGGACAAUUUACCUUCCGCCUCCAUGUAUGAAAGAAGUUACAUGCACAGAGAUGUUAUAACACACAUUGUUUGCUCCAAAACAGAUUUUAUCAUAACAGCAAGUCAAGAUGGGCAUGUGAAAUUCUGGAAGAAGAAGGAGGAUGAGGGAGUGGAGUUUGUCAAGCACUUCCGCAGCCACUUGGGUGUGAUCGAGAGUAUAUCUGUCAGUGCGGAGGGUGCGCUCUUCUGCUCUGUAGGUGAUGAUCAGGCCAUGAAGGUUUUUGAUGUCGUCAACUUCGACAUGAUCAACAUGCUCAAACUCGGCUUCCAUCCAGGCCAGUGCGAGUGGAUCUAUAAUCCGGGCGAUGCCAUCUCCACCGUAGCCUGCUCUGAGAAAUCCACCGGGAAGAUUUUUGUAUACGACGGGCGUGGAAGUAAUCAACCCCUGCACAAGUUUGAAAAGAUGCACAGCGCACCACUGUCUCAGAUCCGCCUGAAUCCAAAAUAUCGCGUCAUAGUGUCGGCUGAUAAAGCGGGAAUGUUGGAAUACUGGACAGGCCUCCCGAGCGAGUUCAAAUUCCCACGGCAGGUGGAGUGGGAGUUCAAGACUGACACGGACUUGUACGAGUUUGCCAAAAGCAGAACGUAUCCCACCAGCCUGAUGUUCUCUCAAGACGGCAAGAAAAUGGCCACCAUCGCCGUUGACCGCAAAGUGAGGAUUUUCCGCUUCCUCACUGGGAAGCUGAUGAGGGUCUUUGACGAAUCAUUAACCAUGUUCACGGAGCUCCAGCAGAUGAGGCAGCAGCUGCCCGAUAUGGAGUUUGGCCGCAGAAUGGCGGUGGAGCGAGAGCUGGAGAAGGUGGACGGCAUCCGACUGACCAACGUCAUCUUCGAUGAGACGGGACACUUUGUGCUGUAUGGCACCAUGCUGGGCAUUAAAGUCAUAAACGUGGAGACUAACAGGUGUGUGCGGAUUCUGGGCAAACUGGAGAACAUUCGUGUGGCGCAGUUGAGUCUGUUUCAGGGAGUAGCCAAGACCAUGCAUGCGGCACCAACCAUUGAGAUGAAGGCCUCCGACAACCCAGCGCUGCAGAGCUCCAGUCCAGACCCCACCAUCUUCUGCACCGCCUUCAAGAAGAACCGCUUCUACAUGUUUACAAAGAGAGAACCGGAGGACACCAAGAGUGCUGAUUCGGACCGUGACGUCUUUAAUGAGAAGCCGUCUAAAGAGGAAGUGAUGGCAGCCACACAGGCAGAAGGGCCGAAAAGAGUGUCGGACAGCGCCAUCAUUCACACCACAAUGGGCGACAUUCACAUCAAACUCUUUCCUGUGGAGUGCCCCAAAACAGUGGAGAACUUCUGCGUCCACAGCAGGAACAGUUAUUACAAUGGACACAUAUUUCAUCGUGUCAUCAAGGGCUUCAUGAUCCAGACCGGAGAUCCGACGGGCACAGGGAUGGGUGGAGAAAGCAUCUGGGGUGGAGAGUUUGAGGAUGAGUUUCAUGCCACACUGAGGCACGACAGACCAUACACCCUCAGCAUGGCCAACGCAGGCCCGGGGACCAACGGGUCGCAGUUUUUCAUCACUGUCGUCCCAACUCCCUGGCUGGAUAACAAGCACACAGUCUUUGGGAGGACCACUAAAGGAAUGGAGGUGGUCCAGCGGAUCUCCAACUUAAAGGUGAACCCCAAAACCGACAAGCCGUAUGAAGAUAUCAGCAUCAUAAACAUCACUGUCAAAUAGAUGUGCAGUCUCAGCUCUAUUCUUCUGAUUUUGUAAAAUAAACUACCCUUUUUUUAAAUAAUACUAAUUUUCAAUAGUGAUGCAUCAUUCAGCUUAGUUUUUAAUAGCGUAACAUUAUGAAUGGUUAUACAAAAAGCCGUGGUCGUAUCAACAACAAAUGUGGGUUAGCAGUGUGCUUCUCGAGAGGCGUCCAAAACUCACAUUCACGAUAACUUCAGAUCAUCCUGCAAUAGGGGACAGAGAUAGUCUUCACACAUGCUUUAUCUAAGUACAGUUAUUCAACAUUACAUGGCAAUGAGGAUCAAUGUUUCAAAACAAAGAAUGGUUCCUAAACCGGACUAAUGCGGAUAAUGUCGAGUAAUGGAGCGUUUACAUGCGGCCACAGUUGCGUGAUGCAUUAAGUAUAUCAAUGAAUGUAAUGUUUUUGCCUUUUAAGAUGCUAAGAAAUGCUUGUUCCAACAAAUCAAGAUAUAGCCAGAUAUUAAUAAGCAAUGGACUGAUGAACUGGAAACAGGUUUAUACUUUUUUUUUUUUCAUGACAACUACAAUUCUUUCAAAUAUAAAUAAUCAGUAACAUUGUUUUUUGCCACAAACACUUCCAUCUCUUCAUACAUGGUGAAAAUACACCUACACCCAUGCAUCAGUCAUAAGACCACAAAGGACAUUUCAAUAAAUAUUUACAG